AAAAAAAAUGAGCAAUGGAUCUGUGAAAGACAUAUUGAAAGACAAGAAAAAAGUUAGAUUUGUGGCUGAAAGCGCAUUUAAGUAAGUGGAUAAAGAUGGUAAUUGAAGCAUUUAUUUAAAAUAUAGGAAGCGGAUACCUUGAAAGACCAGAACUGGAAGAAGUUAUGAAUAAUGUAGCAGCUGAUUUAGGAGUUGAAGUAUUAUAAAUUAGGAUAUUCAAAGCCACCAACAAGUGAAGAAAUUGAUGAAGUUUUAAAAGAAUUAGAUGAAAAUGGAGAUGGAAAAUUAUCAAUUGAUGAAUUUUAAGUACUUAUUGAACAAGUUCUUGAAAUGAUGGCUAAAGUUGAAGGGUGAUAUAUAUAAUAUGCAC
Messenger RNA from Paramecium primaurelia, 370 nucleotides. Lineage: Eukaryota; Ciliophora; Oligohymenophorea; Peniculida; Parameciidae. The record is from the annotation of a GenBank genome assembly.